UUUCAGGUAUUUGUUGUUCCUUAAAUUUAGUAGAUUCAAAUGGUUUUUCAGCUUAUAACAAACUCAGUACACCAAAUGGAAACGAAUGGCUGUUUGAAUUCAACGGUUUUAAUUUAAACUCCUUCCAUUUCAAAAGAAACCACAGAAUUUGUAUAUAUACAAAGGAAAGCAACUCAGUUUAAAAGACAAAGGCUCUAGGAAGACGAAAGACAACUGUAAAUGGUAUAAGUACUACAUAAAUAAUUGGUUUCUAUAUAGUGAAGAAGUCAGCGGAAGCGGAAACUGAGCGCUACAGGAAGAUAUAAAGAGAUCUACCUAAUACAUAAAUAAUUCUAAGCUUACUUAUACAUAUGUACGUAGGCACAUAAAUCACAAGGCACGUAAUAAAUUCAUCGUCCUACACUGCUAUAUACAUUUAGAAGAGUGUAUUAGCCUUUAGUUAAGUGUAAGCGGCAAGCAAGUACUUUCACAGUAUAUAUGUAUAUACAAAUGCCCAGACACAGCAGCUGCUCCUUUAUCUCCAUGCAGUUGAAGCAGUGACUUUAACACUAGCCGCACUGACCAAUGCUAAUGAAUCAGCGACAACAACAACUACAAAAUCUGCAGAAUAAAACCCACAACUCGUUGUAUCUUUAACAACGAAUAACUAAACAAAAGCCCAACAACAAUGCAUGUAAUCGCCAAGGCACAACAAUUCGCACAGACAUUAGCCGUAGUUGGCUUCACCAGCGUCACUGCAGUCGCUACUCAUGCGGCGGCACACAGUCCAAGGACGGAUAACUUACUAGCGGCAGCCGCAGCAGAAACAACUCGUUCGAGUUUAACGCUAGCUGCCAGAAUGUUGGCCGGCGCACCGACAUCCGCCUCCGACAUUGCCGACACGGCGAUAACGGAUGUGGCGGCGUUGGACACUUCGGGCAGCAGUGAGUCAAUGGAGGGUGGUGAGGGUGCUGUUGAAGCGGAGCCGGAUAAGUUGGAUGUGUUGCGCGAUGAAUGUUAUAAACGCUUGAAUGAAACCGCGACACAAUUUACAGCAGGUGAAUCUUACUGCGCUGGCACCUUUGACGGUUGGCUCUGUUGGCCGGAUACAGCUGCCGGCACUUCCGCCUACGAACGCUGUCCGGAAUUCAUAACUGGCUUCGAUCCGACAAGAUAUGCACAUAAGGAAUGCGGAAGCGAUGGUGAGUGGUACAAACAUCCGCUCACGAAUAAGACUUGGUCCAAUUACACGACCUGCAUUAAUUUCGAUGAUUUAGAGUGGAAGCACAGCAUUAACCUCUUUUAUAAGACUGGCUAUGGCAUAUCUCUGAUAGCGAUACUUCUAUCUCUCGCUAUUUACACUUAUUUCAAAUCGUUGAAAUGUGCACGGAUAACACUCCACAUGAAUUUAUUCACAUCCUUUGCGGCGAACAAUUCACUCUGGCUGAUUUGGUACUUCGUUGUGAUACCCGACACGGACCUGGUGAAAAGUAGUCCGCCUCCAUGCAUUGCUCUCCACAUAAUACUCCAUUACUUCCUGCUAACCAACUAUUCGUGGAUGCUGUGCGAGGGCUUCUACUUGCACACGGUGCUGGUGUCCGCCUUCAUAUCUGAGAAGAAAUUGGUGAAAUGGCUUAUUGCACUCGGUUGGGGUACACCGGCAAUUGUUAUAUUCUUCUAUGCGAUGGCACGUGGCCUCGGCGGUUCACGCGAUGAAAUUAAACACUGUUGGAUGCAUUCCACGGUCUUCGAGAAUAUUUACGUGGUGCCCGUUUGUAUUUCCAUUUUUCUUAAUUUGCUCUUUCUAUGCAAUAUUGUACGCGUUGUGCUGCUAAAGCUGAAGGCUCCGGCGGGCGUACAAGGCAGCUGUGGACCCUCGCGCACCGUCCUGCAAGCAUUCCGCGCCACACUCUUGCUUGUACCACUAUUGGGAUUGCAGUAUAUUCUAACGCCAUUCAACCCCGGUCCAGGGCAUCCAUGGGAGCAGGCAUACGAAGUAAUCUCAGCGUUUACGGCCUCAUUUCAGGGUCUCUUUGUUGCCACACUCUUCUGCUUCUUCAAUGGCGAGGUUAUUGCGCAAGUGAAGCGCCGCUGGCGUACAACAUGGUUCAGCAACAGAGCGCGUGCAAAUUCCUACACAGCAACUCAGGUCUCGUUCGUACGAUGUGGCCCGCCCUUGCCCGGCGAAGAGAAGGUAUGACUAAAGAGCUUGUCGUCGACAAAAACGCGUCGCGCCUCCAGCGCCGUCACCGGACGCGCCAGCGACACACCAUCCGCCGGCAGCAGUAAGAACGCCGCCCGUCUGCGCAGCAACAGCAGCGCACCCGUCGCCUCCCAAAAGCUUCAUGCGAACAGCACCACAGCGACAGCGGCAGCGCCCGGUCUGAUGGGCGGUCUGCGCAAGCUGCAAUUUCUGCGACGAAAAACCGUCGAUCAACUGCGCAUACGCCAGCCACUGAUGGAGGAGGGUGGCUGCGGCACUGCAGAUGGUGGUGCGGAGGCGUGUAGCUGGAAUAGUCAUAGAAAAAAUGCCAGCGAAAGUGUGACGGCAUUGGCUGAAAACUCGGCGACGAUGGCGUUAACAACUACAACAACAACAUCAGCGACAGCAAACAACAAUGCACUGUCAGCAGCAGCGACAACGACAACGAGUAAUUACUACAACAAUAAUAGCAACAAUCGCAAUAGCAGUAGCGGCAGUUAUAGCAUCGACGGCAGCAGCAGCGCUGACGGCAGCAAUCGUGCCGGCGGCAUUCUACUUGUGACCACCACAGCGGUGCACACGAAUCCCAACACUUGCACCUACAACAAUAAUUUGCAUUUGGAUGGCAACAAAAUCGCCGAUGAGGCAUUGUAAGCGAAUUCAAAUGCAGCCGAAUACGAUUCACCGUUGUGUUGCACACGGUGUUGUGUGCUGAGGCGACAUGAUUUGUGUGGCAUGCAGCAAGUGACUUGUUGUGGUUGAAGGCGGUUUCUCCAUUAUGUAUAUGUAUGUAUGUAUAUGGUUUUUGUAGUGUCAGCGUAGUUAUAAGUAAUUGUAGUUAACAUGUGAUUAACGGUACUACAUAUAGUUGAUAUGUUUAUUGCCAAUUUGCACUGUGUGUCUGUGUGUGUGUACGUCGACACUGUCGUUUAGGUUGUAAACUCAAACUAUGUUAACAACUUUGCAUAUUCGUUUAGUUAAGUGUGAAUUAUGCAUAACUUUACACUUCAUUGAAAUAAAUUGAAAGUCUAACUAGUAACAGAAUAGUAAAUUAACAUUGGCCUUUUCAAGCUUUAGUACAAAUAUAAUUUCCUUAAAUAUUUAGCGUUUGAAGUGUAAUAAGUUACUUUGUUAAUUCUGUAUACUAUGCUUACUCAUGAAACAUUGUGCAAUAUUAUUGAGUAGAUUACUAAUUUUAUUGAUUUCUAAAUAAGUUAAAUCCAACUAAUGAUAUAUAUAUAUAUAUAUAUAUAUAUAUAUAUAUCAGAUUAUGUGGGUACAACAAAAAUGAAUAAUGUGAUGAAUCGAUAGCAUAAUAUCUGACUGUCCGUCUUCCUUUCCGUCUAUUUUUCCGUCGGUCCGUCUGGCAUCUGUAAAAUAGUGAGAGUGGUUCAUCUAAAAACAAUAAACCAAAAAUAUUUCGAUAGUAGAUGGGUAAAUCGAGUUAAUCAACGAAGGAAAAAAUAUUGAUAUUUUUAUACUCUCGCAACAAAGUUGCUAAGAGAGUAUUAUAGUUUUGUUCACAUAACGGUUGGUCCUAACGAAUUAGAUAUAGUGUUAUAUAUAUAUAUCAAAAUGCUCAGAGUGACUAGAUAUCUAGAUGCAACUUGGAACACAUAUUCCUUGGCACCGUGUUGCUUUCGAAGAUGAGCAAAAUCGGUUCACUGUUACGCCCAUAAAAUGGUCGAAAAUCAAAAUUAUAUAAAAUGCUAUAACUAAUUAAAGUUAUUAAAGUUAAAUUUGGCACAAAGGAUCGCACUAUAAAGGGGUCCAAAAAUGGAGGAAAUUGAAUUAUAACCACGCCCACCUCCCAUACAAAGGUUAUGUUGAAAACUACUAGAAAUGCUUUAAUGAUUCCUUACUAGAGGAAAACCACAAGAAAUCUUAAAUUUCAUUAUAAAGAUGGUAAGGAAGAGCUUCACUCAAAAUGGUACUCGACCAAUUUGGUUCGUAAUAUCUGCCUGGCUUCACAAUGAUGAAAAUAGUUCAAUAUAAAAAAAAAAUAUAAAGUUAGCACUAGUGAAGAUAUCGGAGCAGAAAUGUGCAUAAGUACUGUAUUAAAAGAGUGGUCUCGCAGAUAAUCUCAGAUAUUUUGAAGAAAUUCAGAGGGAAUAUGUUUCUUCUAAUAAUAUGUCUCCGUGCCAAAAAUGAGUGAAAUCGGGUAAUAACUUCCCCUAGUUCCCAUAUACCUAAUAUUCUUCUUCUUGACAGGCGUAGACACCGCUUACGUGGUUAUAGCCGAGACAACAACAGCGCGCCACGCAUCUCUCCUUUUGGCAGUUUGGGGCCAAUUGGUAAUACCAAGUGAAGACAGGUCCUUCUCCACCUGGUCCUUCCAUCGGAGUGGAUGUCUCCCUCUUCCUCGGCUUCCACCAGCGGGUACUGCAUCGAAAACUUUCAGAGCUGGGGCACUUUCGUCCAUUCGAACAACAUUACCUAGCCAGCGUAGCCGCUGUCUUUUUAUUCGCUGGACUAUGUCUAUGUCGUCGAAUAACACAUACAGCUCAUCAUUCCAUCUUCUGCGGUAUUCGCCGUUGUCAAUGUUUAAGGGACCAUAAAUCUUCCGCAAAAUCUUUCUCUCGAAAACUCCUAGUGCCGUCUCAUCGGAUGUUGACACCGUCCACGCUUCUGCACCAUAAAGUAGGAUGGGAAUGAUGAGGGACUUGUAGAGUUUAGUUUUUGUUCGUGGAGCCGAACUUAGCCUUUCCUUAAAGCCUUAAAAAAGCGCACUUUUUUAGUAAAAUUUACGCCAUAUAUUUCUCUCAAGAAAAAUAGUUGUAACAAACAUAAAAAAAAAUCCUUCGUUCAUUAGUUAGAUAAUGUUAUUCCAAAGAAGUUUGAAAAAUUUGAACAAAAAAGUUUCAUAACUUUUCGAGAAAUCAUGUCCACCGACUUGAAAAAUUGAGUUUUGAGAUAAACGCGUUACAAGUUUUACAUUCAUACUGACAUGGCCUAAUGGGCGCAACAUCCAAUAUCACUCGGAUUUAUUCGAUAUUUUUUGAUAAUAUUUUAAACAUAUUUUGCUAUUUAAUAAGACAAAAACAAAUUUUCAAAUUUUGAACCCCACCUAACCCCCAUAUCGUACCUCUCAUUAACUUAAGAUUGUAUUCCUUGGACAAAAAGUUAUAGAAUUAUGUUUUCAUAGUCCCCAAUAUUCCUCCUUUUUGUUUUGGUACAAAAAAAUUAAAGACCGAGGUUCAAGUCUUUCGAACUUACAA
Zeugodacus cucurbitae (melon fly) is the source of this 5400-nucleotide messenger RNA. RefSeq names its product calcitonin gene-related peptide type 1 receptor (gene Dh31-R). Lineage: Eukaryota; Metazoa; Arthropoda; Insecta; Diptera; Tephritidae. The record is from RefSeq and is a predicted model, not a curated record. The transcript is spliced from 11 exons. Gene Ontology annotation, molecular function: calcitonin receptor activity. Gene Ontology annotation, cellular component: plasma membrane. Gene Ontology annotation, biological process: adenylate cyclase-modulating G protein-coupled receptor signaling pathway; cell surface receptor signaling pathway.